Xenopus laevis (African clawed frog) is the source of this 1121-nucleotide messenger RNA. It is a transcript of the gene tmem110l.L, whose product is annotated as transmembrane protein 110, like L homeolog. Gene Ontology annotation, cellular component: membrane. Lineage: Eukaryota; Metazoa; Chordata; Amphibia; Anura; Pipidae. The record is from RefSeq and is marked provisional.
GUGUGUGGGAGAUUGUGUCGGGGGAGGGACAGACAUGCUUUUGUUGUUAGAGAAAGUGUUGGGAUGAGGUUGUGUUUUUUGGAUUACUCUUCCAACGAACUGCAGACUUUCUAGGAAAGUCUGAAAUGGAGGGUACAAAUGUCCUCAAGAUUUUGACCAAUAUGACUGACAUAAUAAGAUCUGCUCCCCAGGGCUGCAAUAAUGGGGCGCUCAUGGAUCACUUUGGUGUCCUUAUCCAAGGAGUGCUGGCAGUGGUGGCAUUCAGCACAUUAAUGUUAAAGCGUUGUAGGGAACCAAAAGAACAAAGACGUCCAUGGAAAAUUUGGUUUUAUGAUACUUCCAAACAAGCUAUCGGUGCUCUGUUCAUUCAUUUUACAAACGUCUUUCUCUCAGACUUGACUGAAAAGGACCCCUGCUCAUUAUACCUUAUGAAUUUUCUACUUGAUGCUACACUUGGCAUGUUGGUCAUCUGGAUUUGUGUGAAAAUUGUGUCUGUGAUCGUAGAAAGGCGACAGUCCACACUCCUAGUGUUUGGGGAAUAUGGGGAUCCUCCACAAGCUGCGGCCUGGCUGGGGCAAUGUGUACUCUAUCUAGUAAUAAUGGUCGUGGAGAAAACCGUAAUAACUCUUGUUCUGCUCUUCCCAGGAUGGACAAAGCUUCAGGCGAUUUUAUUGAACUACAUUCCAAACCCACAGCUGGAGCUUGUCCUUGUAAUGCUGGUGGUACCAUUUAUAGUCAAUGCUAUAAUGUUCUGGGUGGUUGACAGUUUAAUAAUGAGGAAGUACAAGAAAAUGAAAAGGGACAAAAGUUUAGAAACCACUUCAAGCUCAAACAGUCCUACGUAUGAUGAUGAAUCACAGGUAUUGCUUGGUUCUGCAUCUGACCAUUACCGCUCUUAUGAGUAAACCGUAUAUGAAUACUGAGAAUUUCUGAUGUAAAUGUCAAGCUUCAUAAAAGAGACUGCAGUUGAAUUUGUUUGAUUGACUCUCUUAUGGAACUUCAAUCAGCACACGACAUUACUUUGUGUUAUCUUUUCUUGGUGGCUUCGGAUAUAAGGGGAUAUAUGUUUGUCACAAAGCUAUGUAAGUUACACGUAUGCACAUUAAACUCAAAGCAAACUA